AACCUGGUGUGUAAUCCCAAGGUAACUGCUCAGUGUUGUAAUUGUUUGCCACAGAGGUCAGUGGUGUCUGGGAUUACGCAAGCACGGAAGACGUGACAUUGCUAAAAUUCCCAAAACACUAUCAGCAAGGAACGAAGAAACAGGUUUGUAAUCAGGAAGACCUUUUAAAUAACCCACCCAAAGGAAAUGCAUAUACAAAACGAUCGUCAAAGAGGAGAUAAAACAAGUCCAUUGACCUAAACUGUCACCAUAGCACAGGGAACAAGUUUAAACUGUCGUUGUGAAACAUUGAGGAGAACAAAGUUCAUACGAAGUUUCUGCUAUUACGACAACACAAAGCUUCUAGUAUUACGACAAUGAAGAAGUCGUUUCUGUAAGUGAAUGAGCCAAAGACAAACCAGUUAACAUCUUUUCUUUGAAAUCUGGUGAGGACACAUGGUGAGGACUGUAAAGAUGGAGCAGGACUGUCAAGUCGGAAAACCCAUGCCUCCAGCUGAUCCCAAUCUGACAAGCCCAGACAAUCAUUAUGACCUCACUGCCAGUGCAAGAGAGGAAGUGGGAAGCACCAAGGAGAACGAGGGUGAUUCCACACACAUGGACCAGAGCAAUGCCCAAGAGAAGCCAGUCAUGAAAACUAAGAUGGAACCCUCCUCCACAAAACUGUGUGGAUACCUGAACAAACUUGGGGGGCCCUUGAAGGCCUGGAAAGCCCGCUGGUUUGUUUUCGAAGAGAAGAAGUGCCAGCUGUACUACUACAGAACAUCACAGGAUGUCAAUCCCUUGGGAAGCAUUGACCUGGCUAACGCUACCUUUGGCUACCCGGAUCAAGCUCAGGAAGGGACCUUUCAAAUUCAAAUCCCAGGACGGGUUGUUGUGCUGAAGGCAUUAAACAGCCAAGCCAUGCUGUAUUGGUUGCAGCAGCUGCAAAUAAAACGGUGGCAGCACAAUACCAGCCUGGUGAAAAUACCUGCAGAGGCCUCCACUACCUCCACACAGCUCUGCCAGCUGCCUUCUGCACCUUGGGAAGGAAGGACAGAGGACUUCCUCCCAGCAGUAAAGACCCCCAAGGGCCUAGUCGGAGAAGCCGCAGCCUGUCUGCCAGACCCCUGGCAACAAAAUGCACUGCAAAAGCUCUCCCUCAAGCACCCCAUCACAGAGAUACAGAACACAGUCCUCAAUAUCUGUGGAAACAAGCCAGCUCAGGAGCUGAGGCGGAGUGUGUUCAACUUUGACAAGAUUCAGCAGUCGCAAGACUGUCCCUGUGAGGAUCCUGUGACACAGAUACUGGGGGAAACAACAGCACCGCCUGUACCUCUGACACCCCCAGCACCUACAGUCCUUUCAGCUCCUUCAGUUUCUUCAGUUACAAACGAGUCUGCGCAGGAAGCAAAGACUGGAGGAAAGAGUUCUCCAUCAAGCAGCAUGAACAAGAGGGAGAAGAAAAUGACCAGUUCUCUUCAGCCUUCUGGGGAGGUGGUGUCAGGAAAGGAGGGUAGCCCCGUGGACAAACUAUCCAGACUCCAGCACGAGGUGUUCACGCUCACUGAGGAGCUCAAGUCACAAAAGGAGCUGGUGCGACUCCUUCACAAGGCCCUGGAGGCAGCACAGCAGGAGAAGAGGACCAGCAAACAGUUCCUGGCAGCAGCAGGGGAGCAGGAGCGGCUGGAGCUGGUGCGGCACAAAGAGAGGUGUAUCGCGGACCUGGACGGCCGCCUGGAGGCCCUGCUCAAAGACAAGGAGGAGCUGGAGCAGCGGCUGGCCAUGCAGGACUGCCAAGUGAAUGAGCUGCAGCAGCACGUGCAGCUCAUGAUGGAGAAGAACAACGCCAAGCAGGAAGUCAUCCUCAAGCUCUCCGAGCAGGUGGCCGCCUGCAUGGCUGACCCCCAGCGUACCGUAGCCAACUCCAUGGGCACAGAGACCUUCUGCAGGCUGCAGGAGCAGAUUGAGCACCUCAAGGACGAUAUAGAGGCGCACAAGAUCCAAAACAAGUUCCUCAACUCUGAAGUCUACCAGCUUACUAAGCUGUGGAGGAACAGUUCAGAAGAGGAGAAGGGCCUCCUGAUGAAGUGUGCCUACCUGGAGGCCAAAAACUGCCAGAUUGAGAGCAAGUACCUGGUCAUGCUGCGCAGGCUGCAGGAGAGCAAAGGGCUGGACAGCAGUCAGCAGGAGAUGGUGAAAAGGCUCAUUGAGGACGCACUGCAGGGAGACAAGAAGGAUGUCUUUAAACUCAACCCUGUCAGUGAAUACGACGACUAUGGAUUCAAGACCAUUCCUGAUUAUGAAGUAGAGGACGUGAAGCUCCUGGCCAAAAUCCAGGCCCUGGAGAUCCGUUCCAACAACCUGCGCAACAAUGAGAUGGUGGACAAGCCCUUGCAGACCAGGUGGGCUAACUACCUGGCCAGCCGUCCCUUGGACCAGCUGGCUCCCUCCCCGGAGCUGAAGGGCCUGAUCCGGUGUGGGAUCCCUGUGGAGUACCGGGAGCAGGUGUGGCGCUGGAUCGUGAGGACACGGACGCAGGUCUAUAGGAAGCGGAAUCCCAAUCGCUACCAGGAGCUGAGGAAGCACUGCGAGGUGUCGGAGCAUCCGGCCUCGCGGCAGAUCAGGCUGGACCUGCACCGCACCCUCACCAGCAAUAAGCACUUCUCCUCGCCCACCUCCGACGCAGUCCAAAAGCUGCAGCGCAUUCUGCUAGCUUUCUCCUGGCAAAACCCCACCAUCGGCUACUGCCAGGGCCUCAACCGGUUGGCAGCUAUUGCACUUUUAGUUCUGAAGGAUGAAGAGGAUGCCUUCUGGUGUCUGGUGGCUGUUGUUGAAAUCAUAAUGCCACAAGACUACUACAGCAAAACCCUCACUGCCUCUCAGGCUGAUCAGAGGGUGUUCCGUGACUUUCUUGCUGAGAAGAUGCCUCGCCUGACGGCCCACUUCAAGGAGCACAGCAUCGAUCAUUCCCUCAUCACCUUCAACUGGUUCCUGGUGGUCUUCGUGGAAAGCCUGGUCAGCGACAUCCUGCUCAGAGUGUGGGAUGCUUUCCUCUAUGAGGGCACAAAGGUGAUAUUUCGCUAUGCACUGGCCCUCUUUAAGUACAAUGAAGAGGACAUUCUAAAAAUUCACGACAAUCUGGAAAUCUACCAAUACCUCCGUUUUUUCACCAAAACUAUCUCUGAUGGCAGGAAACUAAUGACCAUAGCGUUUAAUGAUAUGAACCCCUUCCCUAUGAAGCUGCUGAAGAACAGACGAGAGUUUCACAUGGAGAGGCUGACAGCCGAGCUGCAGGAGCUGGAGAGAAUACAGGAGGAGUUUGUGAAAGAACAACAAGUGGAGCGCAAAGACAAGGACCUGGACACUGCUGUCAGCGAAGACGAAGAAGAAACUAAUGAACAUAGCAUUUAAUGAUAUGAAUCCCUUCCCUAUGAAGCUGCUGAAGAACAGACGAGAGUUUCACAUGUAGAGGCUGACAGCCGAGCUGCUGGAGCUGGAGAGGAUACAGAAGGAAUUUGUGAAAGAACAACAAGUGGAGCGCAAAGACAAGGACCUGGACACUGCUGUCAGCGAAGACGAAGAAGUAAUACAGACUGCAGUUAGCUUGCAUCACAUGUCCUGACGUUAUUGAAAAAUUACACAUCACUAAUACUAUUUAAACUAAUUUGUUUGCCUUAUUAUUCCCUGCUGUGGAAUAUAGUGGGGCUUACAUAUUGUGUAUGUCACACAUACAUCUAACUGUUAUCCUUUGUCUGUUGUUGAGUAUAUAGGUAUAUCAGACUUACAUUUUUACAUGUACAGUUCGGCUCUUAUUUUCUAAUGGCGCGUGAUGUACCGACAUACUUGUUUUAGAGUCAACAAAUUAAGUUUACCAAACCUGUCAAAAUGCAGAAUAUUAAUGGAAAUAGGUGUGUUGGUAAUACACACACACUACAUCUCUGAAUGCUUGACUUCAAAUCCAGUUUAAGUCACACAUGAAAGGAGUAUGGUGGUCCUAAGCCCUCGGCUUCCACAUCACAAAACCAACACACAGUGCAGCACAAUUGGCACAAAGGGCAAACCUGUUUCUUAUCUCAUAAAACAGCCUUUUACUAUAAUUGUCAUCUGUCAGUCUCUGAAUUUCUUCAAUCAGCAGUUCCAUUCCACUCAGAUCAAUUUAGUAAAUUAAUUAUUUUGUAGUUUCCCAAGAAAACAAAAACUCAUUAGAGAUCUUGAAAAUUAAUGUCUUGAAAUGUGAUUAAUUUAGGCCAGGCUAAUCUGAACAAGUACAGAGAUUCCAGUUACUUUUCAGACCGGCAACCAGGUUCCAGAUUUUCUAAACGAGACUAUCUCUGAAAUAAACUUAUUUUUUAUGCAUUGUUUGUUUGUUUAUAUUCCUGUAAAUUGCAUAGUUCAGUUAUUGCUAAGUUAAGAGAAAGACGUUGCUUUGUUUAAUUAUGUUAAAUUGUAUGGCAAUCCUUCAUGAUUUGCAUGAAUUCACUUAGGUUUAGAGGUACAGUUUUAAUUCAUGUACCUCUGAUAAACCUAAACUAAGUGACGAAAGCAAAAACACAAACGUUUUUUACUUGAGCUUGAAAAGGAAAAAAUAGGAUGAAUACAGUGCUAUAUAUACUGUGUGUGUGUGUGUGUGUGUGUGUGUGUAUAUAUAUAUAUAUAAUUGAUCGCUACAUAUAGAUUUUUCAACGCUGGUAAAAUGUUUAAUUCAGUAAUGAUUUUAAAAAUGCAAGACAUGUAACAACUACAUGUCUAAAGUUUUUAAAUGCCAACUGUUAAAUAAAUAGAAUUAUGGAUAUUAAUGUGUUGAUAGUAGGGAUAGCUUUUGUUACUGGAGCAUGGCUGCAUUGUCUAUUGCGCUGAAUUUUAACCAAUUUUAACAAAUUGUUCCCAUUAUUCUUAUUUUUUAUUUUAGCUUUUCUCUUCAAAUAUUUUUUAGAAAACAAAAAAGCACAAACAAAAUCUCAGUGCGUUUCGUCUUAUUCAUGAGUAGACUUAAUUUGAUACAGAGGAACACCCCUUUUUUAUACACUCAAUUUUCCACAGGUUAUUAAUCACCUUUUAAGAGAUGGCUCAGUUGACAAACAACUCUUGAGAAGGGAAACUUUUGUGAUAUUUUUUUUUAAUUCUGUUCCACCACAUGGCCUUAAUGAAGACUUUAAAUAUGGGUAUUUUUUGUAGAAUGUAUGUUUGUAUGUAUACAGUAUAUACCUCUGUUCAUUAUUCAAGUUGCAGAGUAAAAAGAAAAAAGUAACUUAGUAAAAGAAUAUUUAGUGGUAUGAAAAGUUUUGUGUUGACGUACAGAUUGAGUGUUUAAAAUAAUAUAAAAAAGUAUGGUCUUCUGCCUUCUGUUGUCAUUUCUGUACCUAAUUACUUAUUAAUUUCAGUUGUUUUUGAUUGUUCUGAUUGUCAAUUGAAGGUUUGUGACGUAAAGGUGAUUAAUCGCCUGUGGAGAAUUGAGUUUAAAAAAAAGGGGUGUUCCUCUGUAUCAAAUUAAGUUUACUCAUGAUUAAGACUCUGUCGAAACACGUUGAGAUUUUGUUUGUGCUUUUUUUGUUUACUAAAAAAUGUGAAGAGAAAAGCUAAAAUAAAAAAUAAGAAUAAUGGAAAAAUGUGUUAAACUAAAUUAUUUUUGUGAAAAAUGGGUUGUCUUUCACUCAAAUCAAUGUAUAAGGGCCUGUUGGCAACCAAUACAAGCUGCCUUUAUUUUCUCAGGUGUUGCCAGGUUGAUUACCUGGUCAAAGACUAAACACAUACAUGUAAAACAUUUAGAACAUAUUUGUAUUCUGUAUUUGUAUAUUAUGAUAUUUUAUUGGAUUUUUUAUGUACGUAUCAUUGCACAAUAGGGAGAAUUAACGAGAACAUUUAUAAUAUUUAGGCGUUCAUUUUUGUAUUGCUGUUUUAUAAUGUGAUGGCAAUCUGAACUAUAGUCAAAGUCUCUCAAAGUGAAUUAUUAUUUUAGGAAAGUAUUACGGCACAAGCACUUAUAUAUUACCAGUGUCACUCUCCUCACAAGGUUAAACUGUGAAACCCAGAACAUACUUUAACUGGCUGAGAUGAGCCCUUUUCAAGGCAUUUUCUCUGCUGUAUAAUAUAACAGAACUUGUUUUUUGAUGAAAUGGUGUGCAUUUUUUGCAUCCUUUGUGUAAGGUAUUUGAACUGAAAAACAUCAAAUACUGGUAUUAUCAUUGUGUUGUUUUAGAUUUGUUAAACAAAAUCUUAUUCUACUGAAAAUAUUUUUCUUUUGUUUCUAUAAAGGUUUAUAUAAAUACAGUAAUAACAUUUGCUGACACUGCAGUGGAGAAACACUUCAUUUAUUAAUUUGUCCCACAGCAAAUUCAGAAAAGAUUGUUCUACAACAGUGUUAAUAUCUCCCUUUAGUUUACUGAUAAUAAAUGUUAAUAAAAAACAUUAACUAAUAUUAAA
Acipenser ruthenus (sterlet) is the source of this 6399-nucleotide messenger RNA. Its product is annotated as TBC1 domain family member 2A-like. Bases 436 to 3390 code for a protein of 984 amino acids. The record is from RefSeq and is a predicted model, not a curated record. The transcript is spliced from 15 exons. Lineage: Eukaryota; Metazoa; Chordata; Actinopteri; Acipenseriformes; Acipenseridae.